GACUCCACGCACCAGUCUUUAAACUAAAGUCCUUUUUCUUCUCUUUCCUUUCUGAGAAGAAAUUCCCUUAAAUUCUUCAUAUUCUACUUGAAAAAGCUGAAUUCAUUGUGUUUUCAAGAAUCAAAUAGAAGGUACAAGAGAUAAUAUUUGUGAAAAAGCAAAAAAAAAAUAAAAAAUGAUGGAGAAUCAAGAUUUGGGAUUGAGCUUGAGUCUAAAUUUUUCAGAUAAAAGAACAGCAAAUCCAUUGCAGCUAAAUUCUUUGGCUUCUUCACCUUUCAAUUUAUUUCAGAAAAAUUCUUGGACUGACUCAUUUCCUUCUUCAGAUCAAAACUUGGAGAAAUGCAGAACAUUUUUGAAAGGAAUAGAUGUGAAUAGAGUACCAUCAAUUACAUAUGAAGAAGAAGAAGAAGCUGGAGUUUCUUCACCAAAUAGUACUAUUUCAAGUUUAAGUGGAAAUAAGAGAAGUGAAAGAGAAAUAACUUGUUAUGAGGAAUUGGAAAUAAUGGAAAGAGAAUGUUCUAGAAGUAUUAGUGAUGAAGAAGAUGGAGAAACUUAUAGAAAGAAACUAAGGCUUACUAAAGAUCAAUCUGCUGUUCUUGAAGAGAGUUUUAAAGAACACAACACUCUCAAUCCUAAGCAAAAACAAGCUUUGGCAAAGAGACUAGGAUUGAGGCCUAGGCAAGUGGAGGUUUGGUUUCAAAACAGAAGGGCAAGAACAAAGUUGAAGCAAACUGAAGUAGACUGUGAGUUCUUGAAGAGAUGUUGUGAUAAUCUAACUGAAGAAAACAGGAGAUUACAAAAGGAAGUUCAAGAACUAAGGACACUAAAGCUAUCACCUCAAUUCUACAUGCAAAUGACCCCUCCCACCACCCUCACCAUGUGCCCGUCGUGUGAGCAUGUCGCGGGCCCACCCGCUCCGUCCGCAUCGAGGUCCACAACCAUCGACCCUCGGGCCAACCAGAUGGUCCUGUCCCAACGACGGCCCGUGUCGUUUACUCUCUGGGCCACCUCUCCCGUCCCGCACAGGCCCAUAAGUGCCAUGCACCCUAGGUCGUGAUUUAGCCAUCGGAAGGGCAAUUUGGUCAAAUGGGCUCAUUACUAAUCUUGGAAAAUCCAAGAACAUGAUGUGUAUGUAUGAAAAAAUAGGUCUAAGAUAUGGUGGUUGAAUUUUAGAGAUUUUGAUGGGACUAAAUGUUUUCUUGUUUUUAUGAUAGAUCCCAUGUUUUUUCUUGUAUUGAUCAGCUAGGGUGAGUAGUCAAUUUUUACUCUAUUUAGUAUAGUAAGAUGCAAAUGGUGGAGACUAGGCACUAGAGGAGAGGACUUUAGAUGUAAAAUUUAAUCAAGUGAUAUCCAAUUAUUUAAUUACUCCUGAAAA
Molecule: messenger RNA, 1375 nt
Organism: Lycium ferocissimum
Lineage: Eukaryota; Viridiplantae; Streptophyta; Magnoliopsida; Solanales; Solanaceae
Product: homeobox-leucine zipper protein HAT4-like
Exons: 4
Coding region: 176-1057 (293 amino acids)
Biological process (GO): regulation of DNA-templated transcription
Cellular component (GO): nucleus
Molecular function (GO): DNA-binding transcription factor activity, RNA polymerase II-specific; sequence-specific DNA binding
Source: RefSeq, a predicted model, not a curated record